CAUAGAGUACGCACCGCCGCGGUGCAGACAAGCCCGCCCUGUGUCCCGUCCGUCCGUCGCUCUCCCCUCGCUUCCGGCGGCGACGCCUCUUGUCGCGCCUGCGCGCUGCGUGUUCUCUCUCAGCACCGGCGCCGCGCAGGAAAAUGGCGAAGCGCACCAAGAAGGUUGGCAUUGUGGGUAAAUAUGGUACCCGUUAUGGUGCGUCCCUUAGGAAAAUGGUGAAGAAGAUUGAAAUUAGCCAGCACGCCAAAUAUACCUGCUCCUUCUGUGGCAAGACCAAAAUGAAGAGGAAGGCUGUGGGUAUCUGGCACUGUGGAUCCUGCAUGAAGACAGUUGCUGGUGGUGCCUGGACUUACAAUACCACCUCUGCAGUGACAGUCAAAUCUGCGAUAAGAAGACUGAAGGAAUUGAAGGACCAGUAGAAGCUACAUCCUGUUCUCCUUGUGAAACAUCUUUUUUUUUUUUUUUUUUGGUCCACUGUCAAGAUUUGUCCUUUUAACAAUAAAAAGGAGAUAAUGGAGUGGAAUCAUGUUUGUCUUUUGGCAAAUGUCCUGUGUGUCUUGCUGUACUGUAUUUAUAACUAUGAGGAUAUUGGUAGUGCUAUCCAGUAGUGGAGUGCCUCUUCUUACUGGUGAAGCCAUUAAAAACCAAUUUUCCUUUCCAGUUAAUUGCUUGCUUUGUUGCUUGAACGAGCUUAGGUGAAUCUGAGGACAGCUUAAGUAGGUUGAAAAAGCCUGGCACAUCUUGAGACACCCUUCCUGUCUGUGCCUUGAGGAAUAGUGUGGAGCUCCAUGAGUGGAGGAACACACAUAUGUAAGGGGAGAGAGGAGGAGAACAUGGAAAACACGACUCUGCCUCUUCCUGGUUGCCUUUGAGGAAAGCUCAGGGGAGUAGGGGGAUUGCUGCAAGAUGGGGAGGAGAAAAAAGC
This is a messenger RNA of Cuculus canorus (common cuckoo), 928 nucleotides long. RefSeq names its product ribosomal protein L37a (gene RPL37A). The record is from RefSeq and is a predicted model, not a curated record. Bases 144 to 422 code for a protein of 92 amino acids. Gene Ontology annotation, cellular component: ribosome. The transcript is spliced from 4 exons. Gene Ontology annotation, biological process: translation. Gene Ontology annotation, molecular function: structural constituent of ribosome. Lineage: Eukaryota; Metazoa; Chordata; Aves; Cuculiformes; Cuculidae.